Messenger RNA from Symbiodinium pilosum, 1662 nucleotides. NCBI's taxonomy places the organism in Eukaryota, Dinophyceae, Suessiales, Symbiodiniaceae. The record is from the annotation of a GenBank genome assembly.
AUGUCAUUGGCGUCCACAAUGCCCGACAUUUCAGUGCCAACCCCGCAGCCAUCACCUUCGCGAGGGUUGUCGUCCACAAUGCCCGACAUGUCACUUCCAACCCCGCCGCCAUCACCUGCGCGAGGGGGCCGGCGCCUUUCCACGCCAAACCCAGACCGGCCGGCGCCCGUGCGAUCUCCGCACCGCCCGCGGACUUCGGAGGGCAUGCAGCGACCGCGUUCUGACAGCUUCUCGCGGCCCAAGACACCGCAGCCCUCUGAAAGCCCACGCCCGCGUACUCCCGUGGCGCCAUACACCAGGCCUGCCACCAGCAUGAGCUCUAGAUCCACCACGGCGUCGCCGGCAGUGUCCCCUCGCCCGCCCAGCCGCUCCGGGUCAAGGCGCUACGACUUGAAGCCGCCGGUGCCGCCCGCAAACGUCGCCUACCAGGCCAACAACACCCCGCAGCUUCGAAACGCCGCGUUGCUUGCACGAAUCAACCAGAUGCGCAUGAUCGAGGUGCCGGCCACUGUGGAGACCAUCUUGCAGGCGAGCGAGACGGAGGAAGGCACCGGAGAGCUGUCGUACCUCUGCGAAGUCUUCCACCAGCGCUUGGCCGAGCUCUUCAGCAAGGCGGAGCUACCGCAGCUGAGCCACGCCGCUGAUGUGAUCUUCCUGCUGCAGGAGAAGGCGGACAUCUUGCCUUCUCUGAAGCCAGCAGCGCAAUUGAAUGACAUGCUUGAAGGCCGUCUCAAUUCCUUCAUCCAUCACUCAACCCGUAUGUUGGAAAGCCGCGUUGACAACUGCCUGCAGACCAACAAGGUAGCGCAGGGCGGCAUGAAGGGAGAGCUGGAUCACUUUUUGAAGUGCUUCCAGCAGUCCCAGCUGCUAGCAAGGUAUGGCAUCACGUCCCUGAAGAGUCAGAAAAAGUCCUUGGAGCACCUUCUGCGUAUCGUGGACAGUGCUCCGUUGGUGGAUCUCCAGCAGCGUGCAGAUGACCUGUGUAGCAUCGAGGAGCGCGCCAUCGAGGACGCGCUCCUUUCGCGUCUACGCCGGGUGACUUUCCGCGGAUGUAAUUUCGUGGAUUGCCGGGCAUUGGCAACGGCCAUGGUGGAAUUGCAUCGCAAGCUCCACAUCUCGCUUUUUGACCGAGUUGUAGAAAAGUCGAUGUGCGAUGAGAUACCUGCGCUCGUGAAGGCCUGGCCAUUGGAGAGACUGCAGCAGGAGUGCGAGAGCGAGGGGGGCUUGUUCACCAUGGCUAGCUCCUGCAGCCGCAUCUGGGAGGCCGUCAACUCCGAGGUUGGUCAGAGGCUGCUGGCCUGGGUUUGCGACAUUGUCUCCACCUUUCGCCAGACCCGCGGCCUGGACCGCGCUCAGGCUGACAUAUCCGCUUGGAAACGGGCGACACAGCGCGCCAUUGGUGCUGGUGCUGUCGUCUUCGGCCCGGCCGCGCGAACCCAGGUCAUCGACAUCUUCGCCAGGUGCUACGACGACUUGUUGGCGAACUCCGACUUGGUCCACGCAGAGGAGAUAGACCGAAUACUUUUCCAGGUGGGCAUCCUGAUGGGCGCAGAUCGCCGUUUGAAUCCGGCCGCGCUUCGACAGGCUGGCCGGGUUGAGGAUUCUGGACCCGCUACGGGUCGCAACUUGCCGCCUCUGAUCCGUGUUGUGGGAGCCAACUGA